AUGGACUGGGGAGUGGAAAUCAAAACUGGGACACCAAAGCGUUUAAUGUUUUAUCAGAAUGGCGAAUGGAUUGAUUUACCUCAGAGUGUGGUUGAUGUGGUUAGGGAAGAUUUUCAGGUUAAGAAAUCUGCUGUAGAGGUUGAGUUCAAUGGCCCUUGCUUUAUGCUUGAUUUUCUGCAUAUGUCUCGAGUGGACUUGAAAACAACCUUACAGGAACCCAUUGCUUGGAUUGAUGAAGCAGGUAAUUGCUUCUUUCCUGAAACUUUUGACUGCCAUCAACCUGAAAUUGGGGAAUGUCAAGACCCAAUGUUGGAGGAGCCUUAUGGGCCUCAAGAGAUCAAGCUGCUGUUGGAAAUUGAAAUCAAUGGUGUGGAUCAAUCCAAGCUGAAUGAAUGUAGUGGGGAGUCAAAUGAUCUAGUUAAGCUGAUACAAGUCAAUAGUAAACCUGCUAGCAACUGCUAUGCUAUAGAUGUUGACAAUAAUUGUAAUAGAGAGUCUGAUGCAAAAAUGGAUGAGGAUUUUCAGGAAAAUAAACAGAUACCUGCAAAUUGUCACAGCGCCUGUUCUGAAAAUGAAGAAUUUAAUUGUGAGUCUGUGCAGAAGAUGUUUCUUGUGGGUAUGGGUGCUUCUGGUAGACCCGUCAUUCUUGAUACAUAUCGUUGCGUAAGCACUUCAAUGCAAGCUCGAUUUGAGCUUUUUCAGAAGCAGGCAGAACUAACCCAAAAAUUUCGUGGGGAUGCAAAUGUUCAAUAUGCUUGGCUUGCUUGUUCUAAAGGGGAACUGCCUACAAUAUUGACAUAUGGACUUGGUCAUUGUGGAACUUCCACAAUUAAGUCCAUGUAUGGUAUUGGUGUUCAUCUUGCAGCUGCUAACUGCUCUUACACCAGUGCAAAUUUUUGUGAUGUUGACGAAAAUGGGAUACAACACUUGGUGUUGUGCCGAGUGAUAAUGGGAAACAUGGAGGUUGUUCGUUCUGGCUCUAAACGAAACCUUCCCGGUUGCAAGGACUAUGAUAGUGGAGUGAAUGAUCUUCAAAAUCCAAGGAUUUAUAUAGUCUGGACUAUGAAUAUGAACACUCACAUCUAUCCAGAAUUUGUUGUUAGUUUCAAGAUCUCUUCCAAAACUGAAGUUGUUAGUUUUAGGAAACAGGGCUUCAUCCAUGGAUUGUAGAUAUCUCCUCUUGGUU
Quercus lobata is the source of this 1186-nucleotide messenger RNA. Its product is annotated as inactive poly [ADP-ribose] polymerase RCD1-like. Lineage: Eukaryota; Viridiplantae; Streptophyta; Magnoliopsida; Fagales; Fagaceae. Gene Ontology annotation, molecular function: NAD+ poly-ADP-ribosyltransferase activity. The record is from RefSeq and is a predicted model, not a curated record.